AUGUGGUCAAAUCUCAGAUUGAGCAACUUCAUCGCCUACGCUCCGACAUCAAUCUACGAAGAAGAAGAAGUCGAAGCUUUCUAUAUGGACCUGGAGAAGUUCUACAGAGAAGAUCAUGCCUUCUACAAAGUCAUAUUUCCCGAUUUCAACGCCAAAACUGGCCCAAGUAGAACGCCUGUGGAACUUCACAUUGGGACCCAAUGA
Necator americanus (New World hookworm) is the source of this 204-nucleotide messenger RNA. RefSeq lists its product as uncharacterized. Bases 1 to 204 code for a protein of 67 amino acids. The record is from RefSeq and is a predicted model, not a curated record. NCBI's taxonomy places the organism in Eukaryota, Metazoa, Nematoda, Chromadorea, Rhabditida, Ancylostomatidae. The transcript has a single exon.